UUGAUAAAUUAAGGAUAGGGGAAUUAAUUCCUUCCCCAACAUGUAUUGAUUAUUAUAUCCAAUUCGAGGAUAGGAAUAAUCCUAUUCCAAGGAAUGCUACCUUCCAAUUCCAAUUAGGCAAAAAGUGGUAAAUGCAGGUGAAGCUGCAUUUCCAAGCUGUAAUUGCAUUUGCUAACUUUGCAAUGCCAGCAUCUGAUUCCUUCCCAUUCGCACUGAUUCCAACCAUCACCAUGCCUAUGCCUAUGCCUAUUUAAUCACUGCACGAUGCGAAUUCGCAAGUGGCCUCUCUCAUCCUCUCUCUCUAACUUCUCUCCUCAACUCACACCUCUUUUAUCUUCUCGCCUUCGCUUUGCUUCUGGAAUCUGCACCAAACCUCCUCGCUCCAUCGCUAACACCACAUCGCCAGGAGCUAAGCAGUUGCAUGCUCAAUAUUCAAUGGAUGAGAACCAUGGAAUUGGCAUACACGACCCAAGAUCAGUGGAUUUUCCUGGCAGUGAUAAUGGCAAAAGGCCACGUGUGUGGUCAUCAUCUCUUGAGCAUGGAUGGAAAACUGAUAUAGGCAAGCAGAUAUUUUGUAACCGGUCACUGAAUAUGAAGAACAUUGUUGCUGUGGGAUUUGACAUGGAUUAUACUCUGGCACAAUACAAGCCCGAAACUUUUGAAUCUCUUGCUUAUCAAGGCACAAUUAAAAAGCUGGUUUAUGAUUUGGGAUACCCGCAGGAGCUACUAAAUUGGUCUUUUAACUGGAAGUACAUGGUCAGGGGCUUGGUUCUUGACAAAAAAAGAGGCAACAUCUUGAAGAUGGACCGCCACAAGUAUGUAAAAAUAGCCUAUCAUGGAUUUAAAGAGUUGUCGAAAGAAGAAAAAGUUGGGACCUAUGGAAGUACUUUAGUACGUGAUUCGUUUGAUGAGCCAGACUAUGCUCUAAUUGAUACACUCUUUUCGCUCGCGGAAGCCUACUUGUUUGCUCAACUGGUUGAUUUUAAGGAUAGCAAUCCUGGAAAGACUCGAGAGGGUGUUGAUUAUGCUCGCAUGUACAAAGAUGUUCGAGCUGCAGUUGAUUUGUGCCACCGUGAUGGAACGUUGAAGCAAAUGGUUGCUAAGGAUCCCAAAAGGUAUAUUAAUGAAGACACCUCAAUAGUACCCAUGCUUGAAAUGCUCAGAGAAUCUGGACGCGCAACAUUUUUAGUGACAAAUAGUUUAUGGGACUAUACCAACAUUGUCAUGAAUUUCCUCUGUGGAUCCAGUAUUAUAGGUGGCAGUUACAAUUUUGGCUGGCUUCGAUAUUUUGAUGUUGUUAUCACUGGCAGUGCAAAGCCAGGAUUUUUUCACGAGGAAACUCGUGCCAACCUAUUUGAGGUUGUGCCUGAGACUGGAAUGCUACUUAAUACUGAUAAUGGCUCUCCUAUGCCUGAGGUGGGUAAUAUCUCAGCAAGGUUAUUCUUAGAAGGGAAGAAUCAUGCUUGUCAAGUUUUCCAGGGAGGCAACGUAGCUCAUCUGCAUAAACUACUUUCUAUUGAAUCAAGCUCACAGGUUCUGUAUGUUGGGGAUCACAUUUAUGGAGAUAUACUACGCAGCAAAAAGGUUCUUGGAUGGAGAACAAUGCUUGUAGUCCCAGAGCUUGAAAAUGAGGUUAAACUCCAGUGGGAAUCAAGGGGUACCCGCAAGGAACUUCAAUUCCUGAGGAGUGAGCGGGAUCGCAUUGAGGAUGAAAUACAUCAUUUGAAGUGGUUUCUCAAAUUCAAGAAUCCAGAUGCUGAUGUCAAGCAGAAUUUGUCUUCAGAACUUGAUAAAUUGGAGCUUGAAAGAGAGAGAGUGCGAUUAAGUCAUCAAGAAGCUCAAAGAAAAUUACACCAAAGGUUUCACGAGCCAUGGGGACAGCUUAUGAAAACUGGUUUUCAGAACUCUCGCUUUGCUCAUCAGGUUGAGAGAUUUGCCUGCCUUUAUACUAGCCAAGUGUCUAACCUGGGCUUGUACUCUCCAGACAAGUAUUACCGACCCAGUGAAGAUUUUAUGCAGCAUGAAUUUGGCAUUCUGACUUCUCAGCCUGGGGAAAUGUAAGUUUAGGAGUUUGGGGCAGCAUUCCUUUGGGUUUAGAAAGCUAAUUCUGAGCUGCCCCAUGCUCCUGUUCCCCGUCUUCGUUCCCUGUUCUUUUUUCUUUUUCUUGAAAUUGCUCGGUGUAGUAAUUCAAAGCGCCGUAUGAUCUUUUAAACGUCUGCUACAUGGGGGGAAAGGAUACUGGGUUAUAACGUUGUAUAGGUUCGUCGGGUACUUUUACAGAAGUAAGUGGUGUUACGCUGUAGCAAUUGCAAAAUGAGUUUCUUCAUUUAUUAUACUUGCAGAUGGUAAGUAAGUGUUUGUUUAAAGAGUAUAUAUAGUA
Molecule: messenger RNA, 2380 nt
Organism: Gastrolobium bilobum
Lineage: Eukaryota; Viridiplantae; Streptophyta; Magnoliopsida; Fabales; Fabaceae
Exons: 17
Coding region: 265-2061 (598 amino acids)
Molecular function (GO): 5'-nucleotidase activity
Source: RefSeq, a predicted model, not a curated record